GGACCCUGCCUGCUGCUUGCAAGGCUGUUUUUCAAAAUGUGGCUUCCAUGUAUUCUCACUCCUCCUAGUUUUUUAAUUUCCCCCACUAUAAACAAAAAGCCAGCAUUGCCACGAAGUCUCCAUGGCAGCAGAGGUGUGGAAGGACAGCAGUUUCUGCUCAGGGACAGAGUCUGCUUCUUGUGAGUCCGGCUCAGCUGGCUGCUUGUUGAGGGUCUUCUGGGGCAGGGAACCCAGCUGACAAGGCUGUCGUGUUAUGACGACCCCCAACAAAGGAAACAAGGCCUUGAAGGUGAAGAGGGAGCCAGGUGAGAAUGGGACCAGCUUGACAGAUGAGGAGCUGGUGACCAUGUCUGUGCGAGAGCUGAACCAGCAUCUACGGGGCCUGUCGAAAGAGGAGAUCAUCCAGCUGAAGCAGCGCCGGCGCACGCUGAAGAACCGGGGCUACGCAGCCAGCUGCAGAGUGAAGCGUGUUACCCAGAAGGAGGAACUGGAGAAGCAGAAGGCAGAGCUGCAGCAAGAAGUAGAGAAGCUGGCCUCAGAGAACGCCAGCAUGAAAAUGGAACUUGAUGCUCUCCGCUCCAAAUACGAGGCUCUUCAGAACUUCGCCAGAACCGUGGCCCGGAGCCCCGUGACCCCUGCACGGGGGCCUCUCUCUUCCAGUAUGGGGCCCCUCGUCCCUGGCAAGGUUGCUACUACUAGUGUCAUCACAAUAGUGAAAUCCAAAACGGACGCCCGGUCUUAGUGAAGUGAGCGUUGCCUGAGCUUGUCUGUGCAGGGCAGUUAGGCACAAAACCAGCCUGGAAUCCCCAAAGCACAAGCCCUCCCCACAUGGGUCCGGGUUCCUUUGACUUGGCCCAGGACUGGCCCGCUGAUCGCUCCAGUUUAUUUUGUUGUGUCCAGAUUGGUAUGAGCAGUGGUGAUGCAUCCCUUGUCCUGUGCAGACAGAGCUUCCCACCCAGCAGUCUGUAGCCCUCGGGUGCCCUGGGGAACAGACUGUGAGAUUUUGGUUUUCUACCCAAAGAAAAUCUGUGCUGAUGGAAGGGUGGAGGAGUGGCUCGAGGAAAGCUUUCUUCCUGGGGGCUGGGAACCCUAAUUUUCGGUCACUUCCAAAGGCUUUAUUUCAUGACUCUUCCAGGUGGUGCAUCUCAGCGCCUGAACCUGCUGCUUUUGUCUCCUUUGGUACCUGUAGUUACAGUUGGGGUGUUCUGUGUCAUAGGUUUUUAUUCCUUUCUAGGUGUGCCUCUGUGCCCUAACCGUGGGUUUCCCUCAGACGUCCAUGGCGUAGCUGUGUAAACUGGCAGUGGUGGGAAGGAUGGCGCUGCUGUGUCCUGCCACUGUGGUCCUGAGGCCCUGCAGGGCCCAGCACCCUGGGAGGGAGCAAGGGAGCAGUGGUACUGUGUUGACUGCAGGCCGGUUUUGUGCCUAAUGUGUUGCACUGAACAAGACCAAAAUCACUCAUUGUUCCCGUGUUUUGAGGGUAUCAAGUGUCUCUAGUGUGAUGGUUUACACAACCAGUUUAUGUGGUUAAAUAGCCCUUUAUUUAAAGAGAGAAACAUCAUUUUAAGAGUUAUUAAAUUAUCUAAGUUUAAAAUUGGACAGAAGAGAGAGCGUAUUUAUAGUCAGCUUUUUUACCUGAGA
Ficedula albicollis (Collared flycatcher) is the source of this 1638-nucleotide messenger RNA. It is a transcript of the gene MAFG, whose product is annotated as v-maf avian musculoaponeurotic fibrosarcoma oncogene homolog G. NCBI's taxonomy places the organism in Eukaryota, Metazoa, Chordata, Aves, Passeriformes, Muscicapidae. The transcript has 3 exons. Gene Ontology annotation, cellular component: nucleus. The coding region runs from base 254 to 742 and encodes 162 amino acids. The record is from RefSeq and is a predicted model, not a curated record. Gene Ontology annotation, molecular function: RNA polymerase II cis-regulatory region sequence-specific DNA binding; DNA-binding transcription factor activity, RNA polymerase II-specific. Gene Ontology annotation, biological process: regulation of epidermal cell differentiation; regulation of transcription by RNA polymerase II.